UUAUGUGUUUUGUUUUAGGAUGGUACAGAGCCAGUUGUGAAGGAUGUGCACCCAGGAGACAGUGUCCACAGCCUGCUCAGUAUUCUGGACAUCAUCACUGGUUAUCCAGCUCCAUAUAAGACUGUAUCAGCACGAGCUGCAACCCGCUCCACCAUAUUACGUUUACCUGCAUCUGCCUUUGAGUCUGUUUUUAAGAAAUAUCCAGAGACCCUCGUGCGGGUCAUUCAGAUAAUCAUGGUGCGCCUCCAGAGAGUCACCUUCUUGGCGUUGCAUAACUAUCUGGGCCUGACAACUGAGCUCUUCAAUCCGGACAGCCAGGCAGUGCCCUUAUCCAACAUAAACAGUGUUAUGGCUGAGGCAAAUUCUGGGAAGAUGACUCGUCGUCUUCACUUUCAGGACGAGGUACCUGCUGGGACCAUGGAAGGCCCUGUAGAGUCAGAUGGUGUAAAAGAUAGCCCAUCAAAUAGCUGCAGGAAGCUACGGUCCAUCACCAUUCCUACCGACUGCACAGGUAAUGACCUGAACAUGGCUUGUGAACGAGCUCGAGUCACGAUAGAGGAGGCACUGUCCAGUCCUGUGACUCAAAAGUCCAGUCUGAAGAAGAGUGUGACGAUGCUGCACACACCCUCUGAAGUGUUUCACUACACAGACAGUGGGGGGCACUCUGAUGCCAUCCACCUCAGUAAGAGCAGCACAAUCCUCCAGGCUGCUAAGAGAGACCUGCUGGGAAUCAUCCAGCUGCAGGAUCCAACUCUGCUCGAGGGCAGAGUCACGCUUCAUCAAGUCAAAGCAGGUUCUGUGGUGGCUCGUCAGGGAGACCAGGAGGUGAGCAUCCAGUUUGUGAUAUCCGGCCUACUCCACGUUUACCAGCGGAUGAUUGACCGCGAAGAAGAGACACGUCUGUUUGUGACGCACCCCGGGGAGCUUGUAGGCCAACUUGCUGUACUGACAGGAGAGCCGCUCAUAUUCACUGUCAAAACUCAGAGAGACUGCAGCUUCCUCUCCAUUUCCAAAACCCACUUCUAUGAGAUAAUGCGUGUGGAGCCCAAUGUUGUGCUGAAUGUUGCUCACACAGUGGUGAGGAGGAUGUCAUCUUUUGUCAGACAAAUAGAUUUCGCUCUCGACUGGAUGGCCGUGGAAGCUGGCAGGGCUGUCUACAGGCAGGGAGAGAAAUCAGACAGUACGUUCAUAGUACUGAGUGGUCGACUUCGCUCUGUAAUCAUGAAGGAGGACGGCAAGAAGGAGCUGAUAGGAGAGUAUGGACGCGGUGACCUGAUUGGAGUGGUUGAAGCCCUGACCCAUCAGAACAGAGCCACCACCGUGCACGCUGUACGAGACUCUGAGCUGGCCAAGCUACCGGAGGGAGCUCUCAGCUCCAUCAAGAGGAAGUUCCCACAGGUUGUGACCAGGUUGAUCCACUUACUUGGACAGAAGAUCCUCCAGCAGGUCAACGGUCCUCUGACAACUCGCAGUUUGGCACUCCACACUCCCGGCAGUAAAUGGGAUGCAGGGAACCAAGCAUCCAACCUCUCAACUGUGACCGUCCUGCCUGUUUCAGAGGAGGUCCCUCUGACUGCCUUUACCCUGGAGCUGCAGCAUGCUCUCAUCGCAAUAGGCCCCACUCUGCUGCUGACUAGUGACGUUAUCAAACAGCGACUUGGAGCUGCAGCACUUGACAGCGUCCAUGAGUACCGCCUGUCCAGCUGGCUGGGCCAACAGGAAGACCUCCAUCGUAUAGUUCUUUACCAGACUGACUACACACUGACGCCGUGGACACAGCGGUGCAUCCGUCAGGCCGACUGCAUCAUCAUUGUGGGAAUCGGGGAGCAGGACCCUGCUGUCGGGGAGCUGGAGCGCAUGUUAGAGGGAAGUGCAGUACGUGCUCAGAAGCAGCUGGUGCUGUUGCACAGAGAAGACGGCCCCCAGCCCAAAGGAACUGUGGACUGGCUGAACAUGAGAAGCUGGAUCUCCAGACACCUCCACCUCUCCUGUCCCCGAAGGGUCUUCUCCAAGAGAAGUCUGCCCAAACUGUUGGAGCUGUACCAGCGUGUGUUUGAGAAACCAGCAGACCGCCACUCUGACUUCUCCCGUCUUGCUCGCGUCCUCACGGGCAAUGCUAUCGCCCUUAUUCUAGGAGGAGGAGGAGCAAGGGGUUGUUCCCAGGUGGGGAUCUUGCGAGCUCUCUGCGAGGCCGGCAUCCCGGUGGACCUCAUUGGCGGCACUUCCAUUGGGUCCCUAAUGGGGGCACUAUAUGCUGAAGACCGCAGCCACUCCCGCAUGAGGAUGAGGGCCAAAGAAUGGGCAAUGGAAAUGACGUCAGUGUUUAAGAAGGUUCUGGAUUUAACAUACCCGGUCACCUCCAUGUUUUCCGGGGCUGCCUUCAACUCCAGCAUCAGCAACGUCUUCAAGAGUAAACAGAUCGAGGACCUUUGGAUCCCAUAUUUCAAUAUCACAACUGACAUCACUGCCUCGGCCAUGAGGGUACACACUGAUGGCUCUCUGUGGCGAUACGUCCGCUCCAGCAUGUCUCUUUCUGGGUAUCUCCCUCCUCUCUGUGACCCCAAAGAUGGACACUUGCUGAUGGACGGAGGCUACAUCAACAAUCUGCCUGCUGAUGUGGCACGCUCCAUGGGGGCCAAAGUGGUGAUCGCUAUUGACGUGGGCAGCAGAGAUGAAACCAACCUCACUAAUUAUGGCGACUCGCUCUCAGGCUGGUGGCUGCUAUGGAAACGCCUCAACCCACUAGCUGAGAAAGUAAAGGUGUUGAACAUGGCAGAGAUUCAGACACGGCUGGCUUACGUGUGUUGCGUGAGGCAGCUGGAGUCUGUGAAGAACAGUGAGUACUGCGAGUACAUCAGGCCGCCAAUCGACAGAUACCGCACUCUGGAGUUUGGAAAGUUUGAUGAGAUUGCUGAGGUGGGAUACCAGCACGGCAAGACUGUGUUUGAUGUUUGGAGACGCAGCGGAGUGGUGGAGAAAAUGUUGAAAGACAGACACCAGGAGGACUUCCACAACAGCCAAAGCAAGAACAAUGUGGUGACGUGUCCCAAUGCUUCCUUCACUGACCUGGCAGAAAUCGUGUCUCGCAUCGAGCCCGUUAAACCUGCUCUGGUGGAUGAUAAAGAGGAGUCAGACUACCACACUGACUAUGAAGAGGAGGCGGUGGAGAGCGCUCUGUCUGACAUGGAGCUGUACAACCGAUCAGGAGAGCACACCGAAGGGGAGGAGACUGCUGACACGGAUGAAGAUCUGGAUUUGAGUCGCAAACAUCGUUUAACCAAACUCACUGCCAGCGAGAAGUAAGUGCCCGAACAGUCCACGAAGAGAAGACAGGACUAACGAACUCUGCUGGAACAGGUCAUCAUGAUUUAACCUGCGUCUCUUGGCCACACGUUACCCUCCAGUUGGUCCCAUGUCACUCAAACCUCCUCCAUCCUCCCCCGAGACUAUCGGAGUAACCCUGAUUACCAUCGUGCCCUCUGUAACCCGGCCUCGUUAGCUGUGUGGCUCACAAGCUCAAUGCAAAGUCCCUUAAAAAAACCCUGCUACAGCCAGAACAAGAUUUACUAAGCUACAAAUCUUAGUCUGAACAGAAGCAGCUGAAAGCUUCAUUAUUCCUCAUAUUGAGAGUGGAGAUGACUUUCUGUAGCUUUACAUGCACUAGUCCAGUGGAAGAUCAUGAAGAAGAUAGGAAACGUAACAAGAUACAUCACCUCUGAAAUAUUUAUUUCAUGAAAACAGUGAAUCUUUGUUGAAAACAGAAGUUACAGAGUCACUUUACUGAAAUAAAGAAUGUUUUAUUUUCAUCUACACAUGUAGAUCACUCUUACAUCCCCAUCAAUGAGGUUAAUCUCCAACAGGAUUAAAAUAUCAGAUAAAAAACAGAACCACGUCUAAAUGAUUAAAUACGUUACUCAGAGUCGCUGUCAUCGCCCCCCCCCCCAUCCACACUGACUUCAUGUUGAUGCCUUUAGUGUUUUGGGAGCUUAAAUUGAGCCUGAACCACACUCUUCAAAAAAAUAACCAUGAGCACAUACAGCACAUCCUCCGAGGCUCAACAAGCCCACAUUUACAUUCAUUCAAUCCGUAGUUUUAUUUUGAAAAAUCCUGGAUUCAACCCUUGAUCCGGAUCCAUGCCACAUUUUACUGGGUUCUCUGUUCCGACCCAAACCACAUCCUUUCACCAAGUGUCGUGGUAACGUCCAGUACCUCGUUGGCUCGGGCGAUUACAAAAUUUGAUUUGAGUAAAAAUGAGGCUUUAAAAGAUUUUGUUUCUUUCAAGGAUAUGGAAAGAUUUGACAGUUUGAGUCCCUCCUUUCAUUUCCUUGUUUCUGUCCUUUAAAGUUUUGCAGACACAGUUAAUGUUGUGAACAUCUUCAACUCUCACUCUGCAGUCAACACGAAUUUAAAAAAAUCAAGCAGCAUGGUCGAAUUAGUCAUGUACAUACACACCACACACCACACACACACACACACACACUCUGGUCUCACACUGACGGCAGCACAGUGUGGAUGUGUUGGGUGAACUCAGCUCGUCUCAGUGAACUUUAUGCACAGCGACUUUGUUUGAGUCACGUCUUCACGGGAACAUGCUGUAACAUUUUUGGGCCAAAACCUCUUUCCACCUUUUUUUUUUUUUUCUUCUCCUUGGUGAUUUGGAUCUUCAGUUUUUUGGAAACUGCAAAAGAAAAAACCCCAGAUGUUGUUAGGUACAUAUUUUAUAGUCAAAGUGGUGAAUAAUUCAACAUGUUUCAUAUUUAAAGGAAGAAUGUAUACAACCUCAGCCGUACAUACAUUUCUGCACAGGUCACCACAGUUGGACAAUCAUUCCACAGAUGCAAUGCAAUGCACAACUAACAAACUG
Paralichthys olivaceus (Japanese flounder) is the source of this 4864-nucleotide messenger RNA. The record is from RefSeq and is a predicted model, not a curated record. NCBI's taxonomy places the organism in Eukaryota, Metazoa, Chordata, Actinopteri, Pleuronectiformes, Paralichthyidae.